AUGGGUCAAAUCUGUGAUGCACUAAAUGAGAGAGAAAAAGGUAAACUACCUAGUCAACCUCAACAAAUUCAAAAAAAUGCAUUUCAGGCAAGCACCUCAACUUGUAAUGAGACUCGUGAUCAUGCGAAUGCUGUCACCACUCUUCGUAGUGGUAAAGUUGUUGAGAACAAUGUACGUGUACUACAGUCAGUCGAGUCUAAAUCAGACUCACCGGUGCAUACAACUCCACAGAAAACGCCCGUUGUGGAAAAGGAAUCUGAGCAUGAUAGUGACUCUGAGAAUUCCACUAAUAUUAAUGUCCCUGCGCCAUCUCAUGUACCUGUUGCUCCAUUUCCUCAAAGAUUAGUGCAACAGAAGAAAGGUACCCAAUACAAUGAAAUGAUGGAGAUGUUUAAGCGAGUCAAUAUAAAUAUUCCUUUUCUUGAAUCAAUCAAACAGAUAUCUGUUUAUGCUAAAUUCUUGAAAGAUCUAUGCACACAAAAGUGGAAGCUUCACGUACACAAGCGUGCCUUUCUCACCGAGCAGCAAUUAGGUCUUGGGGAGCUGAAACCCACUCCUGUUACUCUACAGUUAGCGGACAGAUCUGUGAAAAUCCCUCGUGGACGUCCUUUCUUGGCAACGUCCAAUGCUAUCAUAAAUUGUCGUAUUGGAGUGUUGAAUUUUUCCUUUGGUAACAUGACUGUAGAACUAAAUGUUUUUAACAUUAGUCAACAACCCAUAGAUUGUGAUGACAGUGAUUUGCAUGAGAUUAACAUGAUUGAGAGUUUGAUCCAAGACUCAUUGCCUGACAUCUUAUAUGUGGAUCCUUUGCAAGCAUGUUUAGAUAACUUUGACUUAGAUCUCUUUGAUUCUGAGUACAUUAGUGAGGUUCACUCUUUGCUUGAAUCUGUGCCACCCAUGAAUAUUGCUAAAUGGCAAACUGCAGUGGAACCACUCCCACUCUCUGAUUCCGAAUCUGCCCCAAUUCCUGUCGAACCACCUAAGCUUGAUUUGAAACCAUUGCCUGAUACUUUGAAAUAUGCUUUCUUAGGUUCUUCUGAGACUUUUGCAUCAUGUUUAGAUACAGAACAUGAAAAAAAACUUUUAGAAGUGCUUAAAGAACAUAAAGAGGCCUUAGGUUGGACCAUCUCAGACCUUAAAAGCAUAGAUCUAGGGAAUAUCAUUUCUGAAAAAGGCAUAGAAGUAGAUAAAGCUAAAGUUGAUCUCAUUCAACACUUGCCUCAACCUCGCUCUGUGAGGGAGAUAAGGUCAUUCUUAGGCCAUGUCGGUUUUUACCGUUCAUUCAUCAAAGACUUUAGUAGAAUUUCAAGACCCUUGUGUAGUCUUCUCGCAAAAGAUGUCGCAUUUGUCUUUGAUGACGCUUGUAGGGAAGCAUGGGAGCAAUUGAAAGCUCUUAUCACAUCUUCCCUUAUAGUCAGACCACCUGAUUGGACCUUACCAUUUGAAAUUAUGUGUGAUGCGUCUGACUAUGUUGUAGGAGCUGUUUUAGGUCAGCAAGUAGACAAACUCCCUUAUGUGAUCUACUAUGCUAGUAAAAAACUUAAUGAUACUCAACUAAGUUAUUCAACAGCUGGGAAAGAAUUACUAGUUGUUGUGUUUUCAUUGGAUAAGUUUAGAUCAUACUUGAUAGGUUCUAAAGUCAUCAUAUAUUUUGACCAUGCUGCAUUGAAAUAUCUUUUGUCUAAAAAAGAUGUUAAAGCUCGUCUAAUUCGAUGGAUACUCUUGUUACAAGAGUUCAAUCCCGAAAUUCGAGAUAAGAAAGGAGAAUCAUUCCCUGACGAACAAUUGAUGCUUGUAUCUGAAAUGCCUUGGUUUGCUGAUAUUGUUAACUACCUUGUUACUGGAAGAAUGCCCUUGCAUUGGUCUAAACAAGGCCGCUCUAAAUUCUUGGCUGAAGUGAAAUAUUUCUUUUGGGAUGACCCAUACUUGUUUAAAUACUGCCCUGACCAACUCAUUAGGAGAUGUGUACCCAAUUCUGAACAAAGAGAUGUCAUCUCUUUUUGUCAUGACCAUGCAUGUGGAGGCCAUUUUAGUGCCAAGAAAACUGCUGAAAAGAUCUUGCAGAGUGGUUUCUGUUGGCCAUCAUUGUUCAAAGAUAGUCAUGCAUUCUGUGUUGCUUGUGACCGAUACCGGAAUUUAGGAAAACUGCAUACAAAACUCACAUUGGCAUGUCCCCUUCCUUAUAGGCUGGUGUAUGGUAAAGCAUGUCAUCUACCUGUAGAGCUAGAACAUCGUGCUUAUUGGGCUAUUAAGAAAUUGAACUUUGAUCUUGAUAAAGCGGGCACCCAACGAAAACUUCAACUCAAUGAGUUAGAAGAAUUAAGAAAUGAUGCGUAUGACAGUGCUAAAAUGUACAAAAAUAGAAUGAAAGUGUUUCAUGACAAGCGCAUUUUGCGCAAGUCUUUCACACCUGGUCACAAAAUUUUAUUGUACAACACUCGUUUGCAUCUUUUUCUAGGAAAAUUACGUUCUCGAUGGUCGGGUCCAUUCUUGUAUGAUUCUGAAGUAGAAAGGGAAGCAACCCAAGAGAGUGCAGCGAUUCUAAACUUGUCAGAAUCCAGGCAGUGA
Papaver somniferum (opium poppy) is the source of this 2568-nucleotide messenger RNA. RefSeq lists its product as uncharacterized. Lineage: Eukaryota; Viridiplantae; Streptophyta; Magnoliopsida; Ranunculales; Papaveraceae. The record is from RefSeq and is a predicted model, not a curated record. The coding region runs from base 1 to 2568 and encodes 855 amino acids. The transcript is spliced from 7 exons.